Messenger RNA from Salvia hispanica, 2932 nucleotides. RefSeq names its product putative late blight resistance protein homolog R1B-14. The record is from RefSeq and is a predicted model, not a curated record. Gene Ontology annotation, biological process: defense response to other organism. Lineage: Eukaryota; Viridiplantae; Streptophyta; Magnoliopsida; Lamiales; Lamiaceae. Gene Ontology annotation, molecular function: ADP binding.
ACUUGUUAUCAUACUAUAAUCUUCCAAACUUUUUUGAGUCCUGCAAUCAUCAAGAACCCAACAUUUCAUAUUCUUCUCUCCAAAUUUGUUUACCAAUUCAUGAAAAACUGAAAUUGUUUUUGUAAGAGAUGGCAUAUGCUGUUGUGUGUUCACUAGUUCAAACCAUAGAUCAGAUCCUACAUCAAUUUAAACAUCCCUUUCCUGUUAAUGGAAAGCAUCACAUUCGCGGUCUCCGAAAAAAGGCAUGCCACAUUCCAAAAUUUCUUGAAUGGUAUAAGGAGAACGGCAGGGGCUUGGAAACCAGAAUCCGGGAUGCAGCUAAUGAAGCAGAGGAUGUUAUCGAGCAUUGGAUGCACGAGCAUAUCCGAUCAACUGCUGCUGGACUUGCCACCGAUAUCAUAUAUGAUUUUCGCGAGCUGGAUUUGGCGACCUGUGAGAUGUACUCCAUUGCUGAAGAGAUGGAUGACGUGAUCAACCAAUACGAAGAAGCGAGGCUGCUGUCAUCUCCAACGCCCACACCAGCUGUCGAUAGGAAUAAGAUGCUUCUCGAGUCAUCUCCAACACCCACGCCAGCUGCUCUUGGUCUGGAGGAGCAGGUCGACAAAUUAAGAGAUAUGCUCUUCGAACGCCCUUGGAUUGAAUAUAUCAUCGGAAUCACGGGGAUGGGUGGUAUUGGAAAGACAACUCUUGCCAGAGCUGUUUUUGAAGAUGACCAAGUUGUCAACCACUUUCCUGUUCGUGCCUGGAUCACUCUGUCCCCGAAUUAUCAAAUCCAGAAUGUGUAUGCAGAGCUCUUAUUUUCCUUGGAGAAACAAGUCGAAACGGGACUUUUGGAUGAUUGUGUCACCACGGAAGACAAAUUACGCAAAAUCUGCACUUCGAUCAAGUGCCUGAUUGUGGUGGAUGAUCUAUGGAGUGAGAAAGCUUGGCACGAGAUACGCACCGUAUGCAACAAGAAAGAUAUGCGUAAAAGGAGUUGGAUUAUGUUUACCUCAAGGGAUGACCGUGUGGUUGAUAAUUCCUAUUUUUCCACUUAUGUUCAAAAGAUGGGUCUCAUGGAUGAGCAUUUAAGUUGGUGUCUGCUGAAGCAAAAGGUGUUUGGAAGCGAAGAAUGUCCAUCUGAGUUGGAGAAGAUCGGAAAGGAUAUUGCAAAAGCCUGUAAGGGGAUUCCCCUUGCAAUCGUUAUAGCUGCUCGUAUAGUGUCUCAAACAAAUCAGACUCAGUCCUCUUGGAAGGAAGUUGCACAAAACAUACGUCGACUUAUCGUGGAAGAUGCGCAUUUUCAACAUACAAUGUAUUUGAGUUAUAACUACUUGCCUCAUUCUUCAAGGGCUUGUUUCUUACACAUGUGUGGCUUCCCUGACGAGUAUGAAAGUCGAGUCUCUGUGCUUGUCAAGUUAUGGGUGGCUGAAGGAUUUGCUCAUGAUCAAAGAGCCGCGGAAGAAUAUGUCACUGAGAUCGUGAGAAGAAAUCUGGCUUCCACCACAGCCAUCAAGUCCAAUGGUGAAAUCAAAAGUUGCAUUGUCCAUGAUUUGGUACGUGACUUGUACAAAAUAAAGGCGAUAGAUGAGAAUUAUGAGCGACGGUUCAGUAUUUCUCAUCUUGAUAUAAGGGAGAUUGCAAGAGCCUACGCCUCAACCCUGCGUACCAUUAUAAGUUUCCAGCCCACUGAAAGCUCAUUAAGCGGUCUGCGCAAGUUCAAAUUGCUGAGGGUGUUGGAUGUGGUGGAUACAGACGCCUACUCGCUCCCUGCUUCAGUGUUCGAGCUGUUUCACUUGAGGUACCUUGCUUUCGGAUGUCCAAUGGAGGUUCCAUCAGCCAUAUCUAGACUUGAGAAUCUUCGAUCUUUGAUCAUCCGUCCCAGCAGAAAAAGAUCAAGGAAAUACAUAUACAACUCAAUGGAUGAGGCAUAUCUGCCGUUAGAGAUAUGGAUGAUGCCACUUCUGACGCAUCUCGUCUCCCUUAUUGAUCCUGUGCCAAAUCCAGAGGGUGCGGUUUCUACUCUGAUGGAGCUUCACACACUAUGUGUGGUGAAGAAGCUGAUAUGCACUAAAAAGAUGAUGAAAUUGAUUUGGAAUGUGAAAAAGCUGGCAGUCACUUAUUUUGGAGACAAAUAUCAGGAAGACUAUCAGCUUCAGAAUCUUGUUUUUCUGUCUCAACUUGAGAAGCUGACACUAGUUGUGACAAAUGGAUCUCUUCUUCAGCAAAAAGCUAAGCCUGUUUUCCCGGAGAGACUGAAAAAGUUAACCUUGAGUGGUUGGCGAUUUCCUUGGAAAGAUAUGAAAGCUAUUGCAGCUCUGCCCGAACUUGAAGUGCUCAAACUGAGAGACCAUGCCUUUGAAGGCGAUACAUGGGACACUAGUGAGUACAGUGAUGAAGUAGGACAGUUUCGUCAUCUGGAAUAUUUGAUGAUUGAGGAAUCUGAUAUCAAAAACUGGGUUAUUAAAAAAGAUCACUUCCAAUUACUGGAGCGAGUAGUGCUCAAAGGUUGUGGUAAGCUGAAUCAGAUUCCAAAAAAAUUUGGAUACGAAGGCCGACCUAGUAUAAUUGAGGUUGAUCGUGCUAACCUAAUGCUUCUCAAGUGUGUCCGAGAGAUCAAGCAGAAACGUAGGGAAAACUGCUAUACCAGUAACAUUGAAGUUCGAGAAUUAUAAGGAUUAUUAGCAAUAACUGAGAUGAGUUGGCUUUGACAAUAUUUCAGAUCCCAAAUCAAAGUUUUCAUAAAGACAAGGUUGCAAGGGUCCGAACCUACACUUCUGGAAAAACCAUCUUUGUGGAGAAUAUUAUUAGUAGAACACAAUAUGUAUUUAUUGAUUGUUGGGCCACAUCUUAUUUUAAAGUGGGGAUAAUUUUAAGAACAAAAUGGAUAUGUUUGUGUCUCUUGUUUAUUUUAAACUGUUGGAGCCUUUUUAAUUAAAGAAGGACUUGUUUU